This is a messenger RNA of Vicia faba (fava bean), 486 nucleotides long. The record is from the annotation of a GenBank genome assembly. NCBI's taxonomy places the organism in Eukaryota, Viridiplantae, Streptophyta, Magnoliopsida, Fabales, Fabaceae.
AUGAUUAUUGAGGGAUACUUCAGGUCACCACCUCCAUCAUCCCCUUCACCACCUCCUCCAUAUGUUUAUAAGUCUCCACCACCACCUUCCCCUUCUCCUCCUCCACCAUACUAUUAUAAGUCCCCUCCCCCUCCUUCUCCUUCACCUCCCCCUCCAUAUGUGUACAAAUCUACCCCUCCACCAUCCCCUUCACCCCCACCUCCAUAUGUUUACAAAUCUCCACCUCCGCCAUCUCCUUCACCCCCUCCUCCCUAUGUCUAUAAGUCACGACCACCUCCUUCACCUUCACCACCCCCUCCAUACUACUACAAAUCUCCACCUCCACCUUCUCCAUCGCCUCCUCCACCAUAUGUCUACAAGUCACCGCCACCUCCUUCACCUUCACCACCACCUCCUUAUGUUUACAAGUCUCCACCUCCACUAUCUCCAUCACCUCCUCCAUAUCAUCCCUACCUCUAUAACUCACCCCCACCUUCAGUCUAUUAA